Messenger RNA from Zerene cesonia (dogface butterfly), 2610 nucleotides. RefSeq names its product dentin sialophosphoprotein. The coding region runs from base 142 to 2565 and encodes 807 amino acids. The transcript has 5 exons. NCBI's taxonomy places the organism in Eukaryota, Metazoa, Arthropoda, Insecta, Lepidoptera, Pieridae. The record is from RefSeq and is a predicted model, not a curated record.
AACUGUCAACGUCAAUCGAAAUUUUCCUUACGUAUUGUUUAUUUUUGCAAAUGGGUACCUAUUUGCAAAUAUCUAAACACUUAUCUGAUAAAAGUAACACAAAUCUUUGAAACACUAAGUUUGAAUCAUAGUAAGAGAGCCAUGAAACGAUUCAAACGGCAUAAAAUAAAGCGGGAGGAGCCCGAAACGUCGCAGGCUCGAAAUGAAGAACACGAUUUAGCUUACUAUAUUCAUGAUCGAGUUGAACUGAUGCAUCAAGUAUUUUCUGUCUUGAAGCAUAAGGAGCUACGAGCUAUGGCUCCGGAGUGCGUGCGACAUAUAUCCAUUGACGAUCUGCAGGAAUUAUGCACUGAAGAGCUGCUGGGGAUAAGUUCCAAGCGUCUCUGUGCAAUACUGGAUGGUGCAGAGCCACCAUCCAACACAGAGUCAUCUAGCUCAUCUCCAGAACGGAUGGAGACAAUAUCACUGGACAGCAUAUCCUCUGACGAGGAGAUACUAAGUGAGACAAGCCAGAAGAAAAGUAAAAAGCACAAACACAAGCACCACAAGACGAAGCACAAGCGGAGCCCGACGCGCGAGGGCGAAGACCCACGGGCGUCGCGGGCCGGCCUCACCGUGCUCGAGCUGCUCGAGCUGCAGGCGAGGGCGCGGGCGAUACGCGCGCAACUGCAGAGGGCUGCUGUGCCAACAGAAGCAGAAACCACCAAUGUACAAACGUCAGAUGAUGAUGAUGAAGUGGUGAUCAAGGAGGAAGCACCUGAGGUUGUCGAGAUCAGCAGCGAGGAUGAGAAACCCAGUGUACAGGAACUGGACAAAAAUUUAAAAAGUAAUGGAGAGAAAUCAAGUGAAAAUGCAAAAACAGUCACUAAGAAAAUCAAUGAUUUGAUCAUUACAGUACCUCAGUCGAAACCAACGAGAAAAAUUAAAUUAAACAGAACCAAAUCCGUUAAAAAAGGCGACGAAGUCUCUAAAACAAGCGCAGUAGAAAUUGCUGCAGUUCCCACUGAGAGCAAAGAACAGCAAAAAGAAAAGAAAACAAAGAAAAAGCAAAGGAAAAAAGAUAAAUCGAAAAACAAAGACGGAAGUGAUCAAGAUGAGAUUACUUUGCAACUGUCAGACACGGAAAAAAUGGAUCUAUUAGAGGAUUUAGAUAGAAAAAGUGCGACAAGCGAAGAUUCUGAAAGUAGCUCGAGCUCUGAUGAUGUUAGUUCAGAUAGUUCAGAUGAUGGUCAAAAAUCUAGCAACAAUAAUGCGAAAGAUGUUAAAGUUACAAAACCUUUAAAUAAGAAAGAAGAAGGUCACGUCAACCCUAAUUCCAUGGAGGCUGAUAUCAAACUUGAUAAAGGCGUUACGAUGGUUGAAGAUAUGGUAUUGAAUGAAUCCAACAAAAAUGAUGAGAUGGUAGUUGAACAAAGUGAAACUCAGGAUGUGUCAGUAACUAAAGACGCAGAUGACUCUCUUAAAAAAAUCGUCAACGAUGGAACAAAUGAUGAUGUCCAAAAAACGGAAAGAAAUGAAAAAAUGGACGUAGAUGCUACAACCGAAGAUAUAACAGAAAACUCACAAUCAAAAGAAACUCCUAAAGAUGUAGAAGAAGGCGAAAUAACCGAACAAAGCCGAAAUUUAUCCGACGGUGAAAUAUCACAGGAGAGUGUAGAUGUAAAACAAUCAGUAUCAAACACGCAAGAGGUCGUAUGCAUUUCUGACGAUGAGAAGAAAAGCAAAAAGAAGAAGAAGGAGAAAAAAAAGAAAUCUAAGAAGUCGGAUUUUCGGGAGAGCGCUGAUCAGAAUUUCUAUAAAAAACCAGAUACAACGGAUUCUGUAAAUACAGAUGCUAGAAUUAUAGACACGGAUGUAACAGAUACAAAAGCAGAUAUUAUACUAAUAGCAGAUAAAGAAAAAGUUACAGACACCAAUUGCACAGAUGAUGUAUUCGAGUAUUUAGAGCUAUCUGACGAUUCCUCUUGUUGCGAAGUUGAAGGCGUAUCUGUAUUAUCAAAAGAACCGACCGCACAAGAAAUUGCCGCACUCUCAGCAAAAAUCGACGAAAUAGAGAGAGAAGAAGUGAUCACGGAGGAAGAGAUUAGAGAAUAUGAACAAUUGGAAGCUAAUAAAGAUAAAGAUUCAGAACAAGUAGAAAAUAUAUCGUGGAAAGAUAGAUAUUUGGAAAGUAAGAAAGUUAAAAAUGUACUCAAUACUGCAAAUAUUUUGAACGCUAUGAGAAAGAAAAAUAAAGAAUUAAAACAUAAAAUGGAACAAGCUAAAAAAGAAAACGUAGAAACCAAAGAGGCAGAAGUUCCGCAAGAAGUAGCGACUGCUUCUGGUGUUGUUGAAGGAUCUAUAGAUCAUUAUAACACGUUAGAAGGAUCCACGAAAUUUGUAGAUCCAAUUAAAGAUGUGGAAGAAAGAAAAGUUUCGAAGGAAAUGGAAAAAGAUGCGAAACAAUUGUUGAAAAUGUAUAAAAAACUGCUAAAGUAUAAUGAUAUGAAUAAAAAGAAAGAUCCGAACAAAAAGAAAAAGAAAAAACAGAAGAAGAACAAAGAUAAGGAUAAAAAUAGUAAUUAAUUUAAUGACAUAUGUAUAACGCAAUAUAUUAUGCUUAAAAAGGAC